Messenger RNA from Anopheles marshallii, 2438 nucleotides. It is a transcript of the gene eya, whose product is annotated as developmental protein eyes absent. The coding region runs from base 1 to 2421 and encodes 806 amino acids. Gene Ontology annotation, biological process: multicellular organism development; positive regulation of DNA repair; cell differentiation. Lineage: Eukaryota; Metazoa; Arthropoda; Insecta; Diptera; Culicidae. Gene Ontology annotation, molecular function: protein tyrosine phosphatase activity. The transcript has 7 exons. Gene Ontology annotation, cellular component: nucleus. The record is from RefSeq and is a predicted model, not a curated record.
AUGGUGACACUAAUGCCUUGUAGCUAUAUAUCUGCCCCCCGAAUCUCCAUCAUUGAUAAAAUGAUAGAGAUAGAACCAAAGGGAAAACGAUCGCGCACCGAAGGACCAGACACGACGGAACGUUCGCGCAUCUACAGUAAUCUCGUGGAGUCGUCACCACUUGGAACAGGAACGACAGUACCAACACUGGACGGUAUCGGAAGUGGUUCGACCCUAGCCUUGGGGACACCAUUCCACUAUCCACCAGGUCCAUUGUCGGCUCACGCACACCACAGUAGUGGCCCCAGCAGUGGAGUCAACGGCGACCACACUGUUUUCAAUCACUCUGCUUCCACCAACACGGCAACCACUGCAAUCGGCGGCAGCACGUUAUCCACCAGUUCGUAUCGUGUGGGUGGCAAUUCCUCCGGAGGUUCCAUCGCUUUGCACAACGGGCUUAACUUAAGCUACGGACCACUGUCAAACGGUAGCGCAGGCAGUACUGGAGCUGGUGCACUGCUGGCAAGUCCUGGCUCACUAGCCAGUCGUCUAAACAACAGUGCCGGUAGCAGUAGUAGCGCAAGCAGUAGUGGUGGAAGUGCAUCCACCACCAUCACCUCGGGAUCUGGUUCCGGUGGCAGUUCUGCAGGGUCCAGCACCGGAGGGUUGGUGGAUGGAUUGUCCACACUGGCCACUGGUGGCACCGGCACGAGUAGUAGCGGCAGCACCAGCAGCAGUGUAGGCCUGCUGACAACCGGAGUGAAUUCCGCCGAGCUGGGAAUGUCGCACUGGCUUAGCGACGGUACGGUCAAGUCGGAACUGCGCAGCCCCGGACUGGACGCGAAUCUGGCGGCGACGGCCACCAAUUUACCACUCGGUUCUACGACCGCCCACCUUGACGGGACUACUGCCGGCCUGUUCUGCGCUAAUUCUGGCUCUACCGCCGCCACACUGGACGCGCUCCAAAGUCAAACGGCUGCGGCCUCGAACGUGUACGACCACAAGUCGGACUACUACAACUACUACAACAGCAUGCAGCAGUACACACCCGCAUUCUACUCGUCCGCGUACGGUGCGACCGCGUACGGUGCACGAACGGCAUCGACGAAGAUCCCGUCCCCGAACACGUAUCUAGCUUCGCCGUAUGCGGCUGCCGCUGCCGCUAGCAACAACAAUUCCGCCCAGCUCUACUCCUCCUACGGGUACAACUCUUCCUUCGGUCAGUUCGGUGCGGGACAGCAGGAUGGAUACAGCUAUUACAACGAUCAGUAUAGUCCGUACUAUGCGAACACCGCCAGCUAUUCGCCCUACGUCAGUUCGCCCGGUUCGAGCGGUAGUCAGGCUGGGUUCCACGUGCCGGCCGGUCUUUCGGCGGACAGUCCGUCCGAGGCGCACGCUACCACACCAAACAUGCUGGCUCAUUCCCAUUCGCCACAGUCGCCGAUCUCGAUUUCACCUACGGCCGGCAUCGGUGCGGUUCCCGGUGUGGGCGGUUCAGGUAGUAGCAAAACGACACCUACCGGGAAAUCGGGAAGGGCCCGUGGUAGACGUCACGCACAUCCAAGUCCAACGCGCAGCUCUACCAGUGAGCCCGGCAUUAGUGAGAAGGCUCCCGAGCGAAUUUUCGUGUGGGAUUUGGACGAAACGAUCAUCAUCUUCCAUUCGCUGCUUACCGGGUCUUAUGCAGGGCGAUACAAUAAGAACCGCGAUCACCAGGUGCAGCUGGGCUACCGGAUGGAAGAGCUGAUCUUCAACAUGGCCGAUGCGUAUUUCUUCUUCAACGAUCUGGAAGAGUGCGAUCAGAUACAUAUCGACGACGUGGCGUCCGAUGACAACGGGCAGGAUCUCAACAACUACAACUUUGCCGCCGACGGGUUCCACAAUGCUACACCGCAAGUAGGAGCUCCGCCUAAUGUUUGUCUACCGAACGGUGUGCGUGGUGGCGUCGACUGGAUGCGCAAACUCGCAUUUCGCUAUCGGAAAAUCAAGGACACGUACAACACGUACCGAAAUAACGUUGGUGGUUUGCUAGGACCUCAGAAGCGUGACCACUGGUUGCAGGUACGUUCAGACAUCGAGCUCGAGACGGACAGUUGGCACAGUCUCACGUUGAAGUGCUUGAACAUGAUUGCACAGCGAGAAAACUGUGUCAAUGUGCUCGUAACCACGACGCAGCUUGUACCGGCCCUUGCCAAGAUUUUGCUGUAUGGGCUUGGGCAGGUAUUCCCGGUAGAGAACGUGUACAGUGCGAACAAAAUCGGCAAGGAACAAUGUUUCGAACGAAUUGUGACGAGAUUCGGACGCAAAAGCACGUACGUCGUAGUAGGCGAUGGACAGGAUGAGGAGAAUGCGGCCAAAAAUCUUAACUUCCCCUUCUGGCGGAUAUCCAGCCACAGUGACAUCAGAUCAUUGCAUACCGCACUCGAGAUGGGUUUCUUAUGAAAACUUUACCUCGUCUU